AUGAGUACAACUAUCACAGAGGAAGCGCCUGCAAGCACCACGGUACACUCUUCCGGAGACCCAGAUCUCGCAUUCAUUCGUGACGAAACAAGCGCUCCACCCAAAUUCUCCGAUCCAUACGAGGAGCGAAAGUACCUCAAACAUCGACUCGUCCUUGCCUUUCGUGUCUUUGCUCAAUUUGGAUUUAGUGAAGGUGUUGCUGGCCACAUUACAGUCCGAGAUCCCGUUGACCCUACGAGCUUUUGGGUCAAUCCGUUCGGCAAGCAUUUCAGUCUUAUGAAGGAUGAAGACCUCAUCCGUGUUGAUCAUACGGGAAAGGUUGUCGAGGGUGGCAAGAAUAAACGGUUGAAUUAUGCCGCGUAUACCAUCCAUUCUGAGAUUCAUACUGCCCGCUCGGACGUGCUAUGUGCAGCACAUUCUCAUAGUGUUUAUGGUCGUGCUUUUUGUGCUACUGGGAGGACACUUGACAUGCUUACCCAAGACUCCUGUGUCUUUUAUAAUGACCAUAUUCUAUACUCCAAUUUUGCUGGUGUUGUGCUUGCCUCCGAAGAAGGAAAAGCCAUAGCUAAACAGUUAGGCCCAAAAAAGGCGGCUUUAUUGGGCAACCAUGGGCUUUUGACCGUGGGAUCUUCAAUUGAAGCGGUCGUUGCGUGGUUUGUUUUACUUGAUAAAUGCUGCCAGGUCCAACUGGCUGCUGAUGCUAGUGCGAAUGGCACGGGAAAGCCCUUGGUGAAAAUUGGAGAGACGGAAGCUCUUUCGACAUGGCAAGCCCUUGGUCAUCAGUCCGGAGGUUAUUUCAUGGGAUUGCCUCUUUUCCAAGUGGCCGAACGAGAAUUAGGGGAGUCGACGUUCCUCGGACGAGGACUAGAGCCGGAUGAAUAA
Messenger RNA from Talaromyces marneffei, 882 nucleotides. RefSeq lists its product as uncharacterized. Gene Ontology annotation, molecular function: actin filament binding. Lineage: Eukaryota; Fungi; Ascomycota; Eurotiomycetes; Eurotiales; Trichocomaceae. The record is from RefSeq and is a predicted model, not a curated record. The transcript has a single exon. Bases 1 to 882 code for a protein of 293 amino acids. Gene Ontology annotation, cellular component: cytoskeleton.